Molecule: messenger RNA, 1749 nt
Organism: Culex quinquefasciatus (southern house mosquito)
Lineage: Eukaryota; Metazoa; Arthropoda; Insecta; Diptera; Culicidae
Exons: 4
Coding region: 1-1749 (582 amino acids)
Molecular function (GO): catalytic activity
Source: RefSeq, a predicted model, not a curated record
AUGAAGGAAUUAUUUUCGCGAAUAGACUUUUCUCUUUUGGUCAGCGAACGACUGGACAACGCGUACCAUAGGUACUUCGAGUACCAUCCUGCACGUGCUGGCCUUCUUGCCCGGGAGCUGCACAAGCUGAACGUGCAUGUGGCCGCCAUCCAGGAAGUUCGAUGGCCCGGUCAUGGAGAGCGAGAAUUCACGGCGGUGGAUCCCAUCGCCAACACCUCUUUCAAGUACCACAUCUACUACAGUGGCGGCGAAAAGGCGAUGCACGGAGUCGGUUUCGUAGUGAUUGGGGAUCAGAAGAACCGAGUCAUCAAGUGGAAGGUGGUGAAUGACCGGAUCUGCGUGUUGAGAAUAAAGGGCAAAUUCUUCAACUACAGCCUGAUCAACAUCUACGCGCCGACGAACGACAAGCCCGAUGACGAUAAAGACGCCUUCUACGAGCGUCUCGACAAGACCUAUGGAGAGUGCCCAAGACACGACGUGAAGAUAGUCAUCGGAGACGCAAAUGCGCAGCACACCUGGCGCCACCCGAAUGGCGAAUCGUGCACACAAAUCGAUCACGUUUUGGUGGAUGGUCGACACUUCUCGGACGUGAUGGACGUCCGAUCGUACAGAGGACCGAACAUCGACUCUGAUCACUUCCUGGUAGCGUGCAAGAUCCGAGCUAGGCUGUCGAACGUGUUGACCCCGCGGACUGCGAGGAUAGCGCGGUUGAACGUCCAGCGCCUCGCGAGCAGCGACGUUGCUGCAGAGUACAGUCGGAAGCUCGAAGAGCGGAUCAACGAGGACGCGCCUACGGUGAUCGGCACGACCAGAGGACGCAAACCCAAAGGGUGGUUCGAUGCGGAGUGCCAGCGAGUGACGGACGAGAAGAACGAGGCCAGGAAGCGUAUGCUGGUGAAGGGUACGCGCCGGAACUGUGAGCGAUACAGUGAGUUACGAAGAGCAGAGAAACGAAUCCACCGCCGAAAAGAACGGGAGUACGACGAAACGGUACUCGCCGAAGCGGAAGCACAGUACAACGCGAACGAUAAGCGGAGGUUUCACGCAACUGUCAACGGUGUAAGAAGGAAAACCACGCCUUCCCCUGUGAUGUGCAACGACACGGAAGGCAACCUGUUGACAGACAAGACUGCGGUGGCGGCUAGGUGGAAGGAGCACUUCCAGCAGCUGUUGAACGGUGAGACACGAGAGGGAAUCGUCGAGGACAGGAUACACGUUGAGGAAGAUGGAAAAGCUGUGGACCCGCCUACGUUGGAGGAAGUAGCUAAGGCUGUUAAAGAGCUCAAGAACGGGAAAUCCGCGGGAAAGGACGGACUUCCGGCCGAACUUUUCAAGCACGGGAGUACGCGGAUGACCAAGAUUCUGCACCAAAUCAUCCUACGCAUUUGGUGCGAAGAACAGCUUCCGACCGACUGGUUAGACGGGCUCGUCACCCCAAUCUACAAGAAAGGGCAAAGACUCGAUUGUGCCAACUAUCGAGGCAUCACAAUCCUCAACGCAGCGUACAAAGUACUCUCCCGCAUCCUGUGGAGCAAGCUGAGACCGAUGACCGAGACCUUUGUCGGCGAAUACCAGUGCGGUUUUCGAGCGGGUCGGUCAACGACGGACCAGAUGUUCACUCUGCGACAAAUCCUCGACAAGUUCCGGGAGUACAACCUGCAAACACACCAUUUGUUCAUCGACUUCAAGGCGGCGUACGUGCAUUCGUGCAACGCUCGACGGAGCAAAAUCAAGCGUGCGAAUAGCUAA